GUUUCUUGAACAACAACUCCCAGGAUCAAUUGUAUCAGCAUUAGCGACUAGCUUUCUUCUGAUAAAGGAUUAAGAUGGCUACUAGUCAUGUUCGCUCGAUCAGCUUGCCCUCCAGAUCCCAUCCUCUGAAUGGAAGUGUUGAAGAUCAAUUGGAGAGGUUGAGAUCAUCACAAACAACUUCCACUUCUGCUUACCACAAAUUGAGUGGCCUCAAAGUUUUGUACGAGUGUGUUGAUGAUUUUCUUCAACUGCCUCUAUCCCAACAAAUCCUCUCCAAUGAACAACACAAAGAAGGGGCAGAAGAGGUGUUGAAUGGAUCUUUUCUCUUGUUGGAUGUGUGCAGCACCACCAGAGAUGCUUUUUCAUCAAUGAAGGAAUGCUUGCAGCAACUUGAAUCAUCCCUCAGAAGAAGAAAAGGUGGAGAAUCUGGCUUGGCAACUGAAGUUGAAGCCUAUAUGGUUUCUAGGAAACAAAUUAAUAAAACAAUCCGCAAAUGCUUUAGAAAUUUGAAGAGCGUGGAAAAGAAAAACCCUUCAGCAGUAGAUGCUGUCGGCAUGCUAAGAGACGUUAAGGAAAUAAGCCUUGAAAUUUUCCAAUCUCUCUUGUCCUUGGCUUCUCAGCCAAAGGCAAGAUCAAGCUCCCAUGGCUGGUCUGUCGUUUCAAAAUUAUUUCAAUCCAAGAGUGUAUCAUGCGAAGGCGAAGCCACAGAAUUGGAAAAGAUAGAUGCUGAAUUGCUUGUCCUGAAGUCAAGCAAAGACAUCAAUCCUGUACAAGUGCAAAAUGUAUUGAAAGGACUCGAGGCAUUAGAGUCCAGCUUUCAGGAAGCAGAGGAGGAGUUGGAGGGAGUUUACAGGAAGCUAGUGAAAACCAGAGUCUCAAUUCUCAACACUCUCAGCCACUAGUCGAUGCUCUUCUCAAGAUGAGACAGUUUUGCCUUCACAAUCCUUCAAAACAAUUUUGCCAUAAGUGUAAAUAUACAAAAAAUAGACAGGUGUAUAUUAAAAUCAAUAUGAAUAUACCACAGCGUUCAAUAUCCAAA
Populus nigra (black poplar) is the source of this 1039-nucleotide messenger RNA. RefSeq lists its product as uncharacterized. The record is from RefSeq and is a predicted model, not a curated record. The transcript has 2 exons. Gene Ontology annotation, biological process: shoot system development; root development. Bases 75 to 902 code for a protein of 275 amino acids. Lineage: Eukaryota; Viridiplantae; Streptophyta; Magnoliopsida; Malpighiales; Salicaceae.